AUGGAAUUACAAGAGCAAUUGCCAGCAAAGCGUAAAAGAGUGGAAAGUGAAUGUGGAAUCGAUUCAGUGAACAUACAUUGUAUGACGAGCAAUUACGCAUUAAAAGUGGCGGAAAAGCAAUAUUUGGACGAAGCAACGGCCGAUGUGUAUUUUCAAUGCGGACUGGAAUGUGAACGAAUUCCUGCGCAUAAAAGUGUAUUAUCCAGAGCAAAAUUACUUGAUGAGUACCAAAAGGCAAACGAGGAAGAAGCAGAGGUUGAAAAAGGUGAAAAAAACGCCGAAGAGUUCGAAAAAUUCAACGAAACUGACAUAAAAUUACCGUCGACAUCGCCCGAAGCAAUGAAGGACUUUCUGCAAUUCUGUUACAAGGGAAAGGUGAACUUAAAAAUGGAAAACAUCACUGAAGUGAUGGGCCUGUUGGACGUGUAUCAAAUGUUUGAAUGUUUAGAAGUGUGUGGCAAGUACAUGGAGCAACAUUUGACACCUGAAGAUAUCUGUUGGGCAUAUGAUUGGUCAAUUCACUACAGUAUGGACGGGCUGAAACAGUUUUUGUUCAAAACCAAAGGAUUUCUUACGUGCGAGUACAAUAUUUUAGAACGCAUUGUGAAGUUGGAGUCACUUACAUGCUUUGAAACCUCUGUACUGGAGGCUUGCUUAGAUUGGGCCCGAAAUGCUUGUGAACGAAAUGGAUUGGAUUCGCCACGAAUGGAAGACCUACGAAAUCGUUUAAAGGAUUUACUUUAUGAAAUCCGUUAUGGUUCAAUUGAUGUCAUGGACUUUAUUAAAUUCAUUAAUAAGCAUCCCAAACUUUUCACAAAACCAGAAGAUUAUGAAGAAAUCAUUCGCUUGACAAAUGACCAAAAGGACUUAAAAACCGAUCACUUCAAAGCAUACCCAAGAUCAGCAAACAAAUUUGCAUGGAAUGCUGCGCAGGUGCUGAAAUGCAAUUUAAGAGCAAAUGCACGGGAAAUUCGUCAAGCGUAUAUAUCUGCAUCGGGAAGUUCAACUAUGUUUACAUCCAAUCAGGCCAU
Molecule: messenger RNA, 1031 nt
Organism: Sitodiplosis mosellana (orange wheat blossom midge)
Lineage: Eukaryota; Metazoa; Arthropoda; Insecta; Diptera; Cecidomyiidae
Product: BTB/POZ domain-containing protein 3-like
Exons: 3
Molecular function (GO): protein binding
Source: RefSeq, a predicted model, not a curated record